CCAUCCAAUCCAUCCAUCCAUUCAUUCAUUAAUUCCGACACAUCGACCAGCAAAUGAUGGCAAGGGUCAACUCCAUCCUCCUGCUGAUGGAUGCUCUUCUUCUGCUGGUCCUGGGCAAGGCUGGAGUCAGUGUGGAGACACCCACCCACCACACACAGGGGGAGAGCGAGGUGGUCAACCCAGUCCGCCUGGACGUGGAGCCUGGAGGAGCGAGGAGACACUUCCUCCAAAGGAGCCUGGAAGAUGUCCACCAGGACCAGAGGAUGCUGUUCAAAGUCGGGGCUUUCAGCCAGGAGUUUUACUUGGAUUUGGUGCCCGAUUCGAGCUUCCUGGGGUCGGCUUUCACCCUGCAAUCCCUGUCCCUCUUCCCCCAACCCGCCUGGGGCAACAGCAUCAGUCACUGCUUCUACUCGGGCUCGGUCAACCGAGAUCCUUCUUCCUACGCCGCUCUCAGCCUGUGCGAUGGGAUGCAGGGGGCAUUCGGUGUGAACGGCUCCGAGUAUCUCAUCCAACCUUUGGCAAAGCCACCCGGAGUGGGAGAACCAAGCUCAGCCCACGUUAUACACCGCAGAAGCGCCUCUGAGCCAAUGCCACCACCAGCAUCAGCAUCAGUCAACAUCACCUCCAGGUGUGGGGUGAGUGGGACACACGUCAACCUGGCAGCUCUGGAAAAAUUUAAAGCCUCCCAUUCCAUGGAACGUCCGUCCAAAGGGGAGAACGUGGGUAGAAAGAGCAGCCGAUCCAAGCGGUUUGCUUCGAUUCCCCGCUUUGUGGAAACCCUACUGGUGGCCGAUGAAUCUAUGGCCAAGUUUCACGGCGAUGAUCUCAAACACUACGUCCUGAUGUUAAUGGCGGUGGCGGCUAGGCUCUACAAGCACCCCAGCAUAUUGAACCCCAUCAGUAUUGUGGUGGUGAAGUUUAUAGUCAUUAAUCUCGAAGACAAGGGGCCCAAAAUCUCAACCAACGCAGCCCUAACACUGAGAAACUUCUGUGCCUGGCAGAAAAAGUUCAACAAGGCCAGCGAUAAGAAUCCCGAGUACUUUGACACGGCAAUCCUUUUUACAAAACAGGAUUUGUGCGGAGCUCAGACCUGUGACACGUUGGGGAUGGCGGACGUGGGCACCAUGUGUGACCCCAAGAGAAGCUGCUCUGUCAUUGAAGACGAUGGGCUCCCAUCUGCUUUCACCACAGCUCACGAACUAGGGCAUGUGUUCAAUAUGCCACACGACAGUGUCAAGGCCUGCGAAAAUGUGUUUGGGAAGCUGAAGGACAACCACAUGAUGUCUCCUACUCUCAUCCACAUUAACCGUUCGAAACCCUGGUCGAUCUGCAGUGCAGCCAUCGUCACAGACUUCUUGGACAGCGGCCACGGUGAUUGCCUCCUGGAUGAGCCAACAAAGCCAAUUACUUUGCCAGAUAGUUUGCCGGGCGAAAACUACAACUUGAACAGACAGUGUGUGCUCGCAUUCGGUACCAACUCCAAGCCGUGUCCCUACAUGCAGUCUUGCCUCAAACUGUGGUGCACUGGAAAAGCUCGUGGGCAGCUCGUGUGUCAAACCAGACACUUCCCAUGGGCAGACGGGACGAGUUGUGGAGAUGGAAAAUUCUGCUUGAAAGGCAUUUGUGUGGAGAGGCACGAUGUGACCAAGUACAAGGUCGAUGGGAGAUGGGGAAGAUGGGGCCAGUAUGGAGUAUGUUCACGCACAUGUGGUGGGGGAGUACAACUUGCCGAGAGGGAGUGUAACAACCCAACCCCUGCCAAUGGUGGGAGGUACUGUGAGGGAAUCCGGGUCAAGUACCGAUCCUGCAAUUUGGAUCCGUGCCCCGAGAACGGUAAGAGUUUCAGAGAGGAGCAGUGUGAAGCCUUCAAUGGAUAUAACAUCAAUACAAACAGGCUCGCCCCAUCUGUUGUCUGGGUGCCCAAGUAUUCUGGGGUGUCACCCAAGGACAAAUGCAAACUUGUAUGCCGAGCAAAUGGCACUGGAUAUUUCUAUGUACUUGCGCCCAAGGUGGUUGACGGAACUCCAUGCAUGCCAGACACAUCUGCCGUAUGUGUCCAAGGACAGUGCAUCAAAGCCGGAUGCGAUGGGAAGCUUGGCUCCAAGAAAAAGUUUGACAAGUGCGGAGUGUGCGGAGGGGAUAACAAGAGCUGCAAGAAAGUCUCCGGAUUAUUCACAAAACCCAAAUACGGAUACAAUUAUAUUGUGACAAUACCGGUUGGAGCCACGAGUAUCGACAUCAAGCAAAGAGGCUACAGAGGCAUGACCAACGAUGACAACUAUUUGGCUGUUAAGAAUGAGCACGACAAGUACCUACUGAAUGGCCACUACAUAGUUUCUGCAGUAGAGCGGGACAUUGUCGUAAAGGGAAGCUUGUUGAGGUACAGUGGGACGGCAAAUUCUGUUGAAAGCCUUCAAGCUUUUAGGCCCAUUCAGGAGCCAUUGGUCAUCGAGGUCCUGUCAGUUGGUAAAAUGACUCCCCCUCGCGUUCGCUAUUCCUUCUACCUAAAUAAGGACAACAAGGAGAAGCAGGACAAGUCGUCCCACAGUUUGAAUAAAAAAGACUCAAAGGGAACAAUGCUGAACAACGACAGUUUGAGCAAACUGAAUAAAAUUGCUGUGAGGCAACCAGACUAUAAACGACCCAGUUAUAAAUGGGUGGUGAGAACGUGGUCUGAUUGUUCCGUUACUUGCGGGAAUGGACUACAGCACAGACCCGUGGAGUGUCAAGACCAUCACGGGCAGAUCGCGUUUGAUUGUGACAGCACCCAGAAGCCAGAGGUCAUCAGGCAGUGCGGAAACCCCUGCCCGAUCUGGGUGAUCGGUGACUGGUCACCUUGCUCGAAGAGUUGUGGAAAAGGAUUCAAGAGACGCAUCAUCAAAUGCAGAGCCGGCACAGGACAUGCUUUGCCCAGGGAACACUGCAGUAUAAGGAAGAAGCCACAAGAGCUGGACUUUUGUACUGUGAGACCCUGUUGAGAGCCGUGUGAGGACCGAGUAGGACUUAAUUCAGAUAAGAGUCAUCUUUAGAAAUGGCAGGUGACCGAUGGAAGUCUGCGGAGGUGUCCACCAACCUUUAGUGACGGUCAUGACUGUUACAACUAAAACGCAAAAGGAAUAUUGAACGAGAAGAGCUACUUCAUAUUGGGAUUAAUAGAGACCGAUGAUGGAUGAUUGUGGUUGCAACUAAACAAUCUGACAAUGACAUGCAGAAGUCUACCUCUGGUAUUUGUCAACAGUCGGUAUUAAAACUAUGAUGGUGGCUUCAUUGACCAUGUUUUAAUGUAAGUAGUGAGUGACUGCUUGAUGGGGAGCACUUACAGAGUGCAGUUUGUCACAAGGUUGGAAGCAGUUGAAGAUUUCUCCGACUUCAUGGUGUUUUAUUCACCACUGAGCACAAAAUGAUACAGGGACCAGUGUACAUAUGGCUGCAAUAUUAUGCAGGGAUGUAUGCCCUAAUAUGAUAUAUUGAUAAGUCAACGAUAAAGUGAAAUGACAUCCUUAACUUCAGAGAUGUGGAAGUUGGUUUACUUGUAAACGGGCAAUCUUAACGUGCUACUUUAUGAAAUAUAUUAGGUAGAUAACCUGUUCUUUGUGGCAAAAAAAAAACAAGUAUUAGAAUAUUUUACCAAUAUUACUAUAAUGUUGACAUGUUGAGUGAAGUUUAGUCAAGUUCAAAUGGUGUCAUCAGUUACAAAGUGUUAUGUUCUAACAAAUCUGUGUUUAAGAAACAAAAGCGGGCCAUUCAGCUCGUGGUUCAGUCCUGUAUAAAUAGCAAAUGCCAUUUGGAUGUUAAAAGAAAUUAAAGCAUUAAUUACAGUGUCAGUAGCUGAGCCUGUUUGUAAAAAUGAUCUCUUCCAAGAAUCUCUUCGUAAACUUACCGUGUUUUUGUAUGUAAUAAUUUAUUAUGAGAGGGACAAUAUUCCAUGGUGCAGAAAUCAUGCUCUGUAUGCUGGCAACUUUAUUUAUUGUAUCUACCGGGUUCCAAACCACCAACAAUGCAAUGCCAAAAAACUGACAACUUAAUUCUAUUUUAAUAUUUCUUAACGGUAGGAUUGUAACGAUGGUGCUUUUGGUUUUGUCGACAUUUGCACAUUUUAUAACCUUGCCCGUACACAUUUUGUGAUUUUGUGUUGUUUUUUUUUUGCCUCGGGGUGGGGUGGGGGCGGUGGGGGGCGGUGGGGGGAGGAGAUUUUUUUUUUAAAAAAGCAAAACAAAUUUUACACAUAAAUUUAGAACCGGUGAAUCCGCAACAUUGAUUGAUUUUUUUUUUUUUGUCCGCCCAUUGUACGGUGAUGGGUUUCGAUUUGGCAAGUUGUGAUUUGGUUCAUGAAAUCACCAGGCCACGUAUACAUCGCACAAGACGGGCUUUGUUUCAUUCUCCCAUUGUACCGUGAUAGUUCAUCCUUUCCUCUCUACCUUGUUCUCUCAUUAAAAACACAUCAUAUAUGCCAAAACCCUGUAACCCUUUCACUUGUGUUCUGGUUGGGAGGGAAUGCAGUCACUGUUCUUCCAUCUAAAAGAUGGUUCAUAUGUUAUUGGGAUUUAUUUUUCCCUUUUGCAAUUUUAAACUGCAAAAGGCAUAAAUACCGUUUAUUGGCUGUUAUGUAUACCAUGUAUACAUCUGUUCAGUUGUGCACAAAUAAAACUGUAAAUAUCCAA
This is a messenger RNA of Callorhinchus milii (elephant shark), 4661 nucleotides long. RefSeq names its product A disintegrin and metalloproteinase with thrombospondin motifs 15. Gene Ontology annotation, molecular function: zinc ion binding; metalloendopeptidase activity. Lineage: Eukaryota; Metazoa; Chordata; Chondrichthyes; Chimaeriformes; Callorhinchidae. The transcript is spliced from 9 exons. The coding region runs from base 54 to 2978 and encodes 974 amino acids. The record is from RefSeq and is a predicted model, not a curated record. Gene Ontology annotation, biological process: extracellular matrix organization; proteolysis.